UGAAAUGAACUGAAAACUGAGUCUCUCUCAUUUUUGUUUUCUAUUUUUUGACUUUUUAAGUGUUCUAUAUUUAUAUAAUAAUUUAAUAAUAUUUUAAAACUUUUUUAUAGUAAUUUUUGUGUCAUUGCUUCGCUUUUUUUUAAUUUUUUCUCUGGAACGGUUUCUCAGAACAGUAGAUCGCGAAUUUUCUCUAUUUUUUCUUCUAAUUUCAUUUCAGUUACAAAAUUCCGAAAAUUCUUUCAAAAAGGAACGUCAAAUCCGUUAAAUUUUAUCUAGUUCAAAUCUCUUUCUCCCUUUUCCUUCUAAUUAGAAGCCGCCAUUUACUGCGUAGUCUGAGGAGAUUGAAACAAAAUCACAAAAUUCAAAAUCCUUCGCAUUUUCGAAAAUUAUCUCCGUUUUUUUUUUGGGGGGGGUGGAUUUCGACGCAAGGAAUCGAAUGUCCAUUUUCCAAACAGCGAUGAAAUGAAAUAUUUGGAGAUUUCGGAACCUAUUUUCAUCUCCAACUCUUGUUUUUAAAACAGUUGAGAGUGAUGGGCUGCGUCUACUCGAGAGCUUGCAUCGGCGAGAUUUGCGUGCCGAGAGAUGCAAGAAUCAAAGAACCGCAAAGCGCAAGACCAAACGCGGCAGAGAUUGCCGUUUUCUCGCCCGCAUCUUCAAACGAAGACGAAGAAAACAGAGACCAAAUCCACUCUCAGUUAAGCUUGAACCGAGCCGGUGACCCGGAGCUUGGCAUCACCCGCCUCUCUAGGGUUUCGGCGCAGUUCCUUCCACCGGACGGCUCCCGAAACGUUAACGUUCCGUCAGGCAAUUACGAGCUUAAGUAUUCUUACUUAUCUCAGAGAGGUUAUUAUCCAGAUGCUCUAGAUAAAGCUAAUCAAGACAGUUUUUGUGUCCACACUCCGUUUGGAACAAAUCCCGAUGAUCAUUUCUUCGGCGUUUUCGAUGGCCACGGUGAAUUCGGAGCUCAAUGUUCGCAAUUUGUGAAAAGAAAAUUAUGCGAAAAUUUAUUAAGAAAUAAUAAAUUCCACGUUGACGCCAUCGAAGCUUGCCAUGCCGCGUAUUUGACGACGAACACACAGCUACACGCCGAUAACUUGGAUGAUAGCAUGAGCGGAACGACGGCUAUAACGGUUUUAGUUCGUGGUCGGACGAUAUACGUGGCGAAUUCUGGUGAUUCAAGAGCGGUUAUAGCGGAAAAAAGAGGGAAAGAAAUCGUAGCCGUUGAUUUGUCGAUUGAUCAGACGCCGUUUCGAGUUGAUGAGCUGGAGAGAGUGAAGCUCUGUGGAGCGAGAGUGCUUACAUUGGAUCAAAUUGAAGGGUUGAAGAAUCCGGAUGUGCAGUGUUGGGGAACGGAGGAAGGCGAUGAUGGUGAUCCUCCGAGGCUUUGGGUGCCGAAUGGGAUGUAUCCUGGAACGGCUUUUACGAGGAGUAUUGGGGACUCGAUUGCUGAGACAAUUGGUGUUGUGGCGAAUCCGGAGAUAGUUGUGUUGGAGCUUACUGAAGAUCAUCCUUUCUUUGUGCUUGCUAGUGAUGGGGUUUUCGAGUUCCUUUCUAGUCAAACUGUGGUUGAUAUGGUUGCAAAAUACAAUGAUCCUCGUGAUGCUUGUGCUGCAAUUGUAGCUGAAUCUUAUCGACUUUGGCUUCAGUAUGAAACUCGUACUGAUGAUAUUACUGUCAUUGUUGUGCAUAUUAAUGGACUAGUUAGUGCUGAUGGUGAAUCAGCUAAACCUUCUACUAUUUUACGGCCUCCUGUUCCUCAAGUGUUAGAGGGGACAGGAUCAGAAUCUCCUUCAACCUUUAGCUGGAGCUCUAGGAACCACCGAGCAAGGCAUGACUUAUCACGGGCUCGUCUUCGUGCUAUUGAGAGUUCAUUGGAGAAUGGACAAGUUUGGGUUCCACCACCUCCAGCUCACAGGAAAACUUGGGAAGAAGAAGCACAUAUAGAGCGGGCAUUACAUGACCAUUUCCUCUUCAGAAAACUAACUGAUAUGCAGUGUCAUGUUUUAUUGGAUUGCAUGCAAAGAGUUGAGGUUCAACCAGGGGAUAUUGUGGUUAAACAGGGUGGUGAAGGUGACUGCUUCUAUGUUGUUGGAAGUGGAGAAUUCGAGGUCUUCGCAACCCAGGAAGAUAAAAAUGGAGAGGUGCCUAGGGUUUUGCAGCGGUAUACGGCUGAGAAGUUAUCAUCAUUUGGGGAGCUGGCACUGAUGUACAAUAAGCCUCUCCAGGCCUCUGUGCGUGCUGUGACAAGUGGAACUCUUUGGGCCCUAAAACGAGAAGAUUUUCGUGGAAUUUUGAUGUCUGAGUUUUCUAAUUUGUCAUCCUUGAAGUUGCUUCGCUCUGUAGAUCUUCUAUCGAGGUUGACAAUCUUACAGCUGAGUCAUGUUGCAGAGUCUCUUUCUGAAGUUUCCUUCGCCAAUGGGCAGGCCAUAGUUAACAGGAAUGAAGGCCUCUCUGCAUUGUACGUUAUCCAGAAGGGCCAAGUGAGGAUUACUUUUGGUAUGGAUUUGUUAAGCAAUCCUAAUGUCCACAGUCUCAAGUCUGAUAACCCCAAAGAGGAUGAUGAUCGACAAACCAGCAAAGAAUUGUCUGUUGAAAAGACAGAAGGGAGCUAUUUUGGGGAAUGGGCCCUUCUUGGUGAAGAGAUGGGUUCCUUAAGUGCAGUUGCUGUGGGUGAUGUCACGUGUGCUAUUUUGACGAAGGAGAAGUUUGAUUCAGUCGUUGGUCCUUUGACAAAGCUUUCCCAGGAUGAUCAGAGAGAAUAUUCUCCAGAUGUGCACAAAGAUUCUGUCAAGGAAAUUGAUAUUUCAGCUUUUGCUAAAGUUAGCCUCUCUCAAUUGGAGUGGAGAACAUGUUUAUAUUCCACUGACUGUAGUGAGAUUGGGCUUGUACUUCUAAGAGACUCAGAAAUUUUGCUUAGUUUGAAGAGGUUUUCAAAGCAGAAGGUCAGAAAACUAGGAAAAGCAGCACAAGUUUUAAAGGAGAAGGAACUGAUGAAGAGUAUGAGUUCUGCAGCUUGUGUGCCAAAGGUGCUGUGCACUUGUGCUGAUCAAGUGUAUGCUGGAAUUUUAUUGAAUACAUGCCUUGCCUGCCCUUUGGCUUCAAUACUUCACACCCCUCUAGAUGAACAAUCGGCACGGUUCUGUGCUGCCUCUGUUGUUACUGCCUUAGAAGAUCUACAUGAGAAUGGUGUCCUUUACAGAGGUGUAUCUCCAGAUGUUAUAAUGUUGGACAAAACAGGCCAUUUACAGCUAGUCGACUUCAGAUUUGGGAAGAAGUUAUCUAGUGAGAGAACAUUUACAAUUUGCGGAAUGGCAGACUCUUUAGCACCAGAGGUGGUUCAGGGAAAGGGCCAUGGUCUUCCUGCUGACUGGUGGGCACUGGGAGUCCUGAUCUAUUUCUUGCUGCAAGGUGAAAUGCCAUUUGGAUCAUGGAGAGAAAGCGAGCUUGAUACAUUUGCAAAGAUUGCAAAAGGACAGUUUAUUCUUUCGCAAAAUUUAAGCCCUGAAGCAGUUGAUCUAAUCACUAAGUUACUUGAAGUUGAUGAAAAUAUAAGACUGGGAUUCCAUGGUUCCACUUCUGUGAAAAGUCAUCCAUGGUUUGACGGUGUUGACUGGAAAGGGAUCAAAGAUUGGAGUUUUCCUGUUCCUCACGAGUUAACUUCCCGUAUAGCUCAACAUUUGGAAAUACAUUCUGAUGAUUGCCCUGUUGCUGUUAGUUCCCCAGCUCAAGAUAUAGCAGGGCUCAAUGUUCCGGAGUGGCUUGAUGAAUGGUAGAAGAAUGAUCUAUAUGGUUUUCCAUCAUUCUACUUUUUGCCAAUGGUUUGGUAGUGGAGUUCCAUUCCACGUGGUAAGAUUGACUACUGGAUUAUCGGAAACUGGACAGAGAAAUCAUUGCAGGCAUUAGAUUGCUCAUAAUUCUGUGAUUUUUUUGAUGCCAUUAAUUCAUAGUAGCAUUGGAAGAAACACCUCAAUUAGGUGAUUGUGCUGUGUUGCCAAAUUAGCGAUCUAACCAAUUCAGUGGAUAGCUCAGUUGAUAGGUUUUUGAAUUUUAAAAUCUUCAAUUUUUUACAUAUUUCCCACUUUUGUAAAUAUGUAAAUGAGGGCUCCCUGUGAUUCAAGAUUUCCACCUUUCUUGCCAGUGGCAGUCGAUAGUUAAUUGAUUGGCUUUGGCCGUUUGGGUCAUCAUAGAUGUAUGGCACGUUAUGAUAUGUUAUUUGAUAUAAAGUGGGGAUUGUUUUGCAUGAAACAACUGGAUUUCAAAUAAAUAAACAUCAAUGGUGGAAUACCUUUGCAAGCAAUAUGAAUUAGAGAGGUCAAUCAUACAGCAGAGAUGCAGUAUCUAUGGUGUUCAAAUGACCCACUGCCUCGAAUAUUUUCAAACGAGCAGUGAUGCGCUCAGGUUGGUUUGGUAUCUGAGUGGCUUCAUCUGGUCAAGGAGUUAUGGACAAAGAAAAACAGAUAAGCUGGUUUAGUUUGGUACUAAAUGUGAUUGAUUUUAUUAUAUCAAGUGGUAGAGAAAAAUGUGCCAUUGAAAUAAAUAGCAUGGAACCUUCAAAGAUGCCAUAGAUUCAGCAAAGCAGGACAAGGAGGGAGUCAACUCUUACUGCUGCAGAUCAAGUGUUUUUUAAGUAGAUACUAGCUCUUGAGCCAGCGAUUUAGACAGGCAAACAAUACCAAAAAAGGGGCUGAAUCUGAGAAGACGCCGCCAAUAUAGAUUUUUUUUUUUGGUGGGAUUAUGCCAAUUGACCCAAAGAAAGAUGACCGCUGAUUGGCAGUGAAAUUACAUUGUAUUUUUAAAGUGAAAUGAAACUAUAUUGUUA
Molecule: messenger RNA, 4819 nt
Organism: Durio zibethinus
Lineage: Eukaryota; Viridiplantae; Streptophyta; Magnoliopsida; Malvales; Malvaceae
Product: protein phosphatase 2C and cyclic nucleotide-binding/kinase domain-containing protein
Biological process (GO): protein phosphorylation
Cellular component (GO): cAMP-dependent protein kinase complex
Molecular function (GO): cation binding; ATP binding; cAMP-dependent protein kinase activity
Source: RefSeq, a predicted model, not a curated record